Messenger RNA from Postia placenta MAD-698-R-SB12, 1587 nucleotides. RefSeq lists its product as hypothetical. Lineage: Eukaryota; Fungi; Basidiomycota; Agaricomycetes; Polyporales; Adustoporiaceae. Bases 1 to 1587 code for a protein of 528 amino acids. The transcript has 19 exons. The record is from RefSeq and is a predicted model, not a curated record.
AUGGCCCGGUGUAAUGUUGUAAACUCUCGGCUGCAGACUGCAACCGUGGCUGUCACAGUGUCUCUUUGGGACCAUGUUAUCCGAUUCGGCCAGGAGUUUGAACUACUGUGGAGACAGCGCAAGACUGUGCAUACGAUGCUUCUGAUGUUCGACAUGUACGGCGUAGAGGGUAGUAUGAUAUACUUCGCCUUCGGUGAGCCACGCAGCGCCUCACAUAAUGCAGCACGUACUCAUUUUCCCAGUCUUCAGUGGAGUGAAAAGACCUUUGUCCGAUACGAUGCCAUAAUACAGUACUCUAUAUGGGAAUAUACGGGACGAUCAGCAUCGGAGGCUCUCAAUUGUUAUGCUUCCAUGUUUCUCAUGAUCUACAAGGCUCUCUUUGAUCUUCAUGUGAUCGCUCUUCUCGUCGUGAGCACACUGGGCCGGCCCCGCCGAAACGACGCAGAGAUUGUCAACAACUUGAAGCGUGAUGGGUUUCUCGCAUUUCUGUCAGGAAGAAGUUAUGAUGUUGCAGGACUUCGUCUCAUCCCGUUCAUACAAAAUAUGCUGGAGAAUGCUAGCCAGACGUUCACCUCCCUUUUGCGGACGAUUUGGAAUGCGGGUCUGUGGGUAAUACUCGGCUUUUUAGAUGAGCAGACAGCGCAGAGUCAGUUCAUUAUCAAAUUACCCGUCUCUGGGGAAUCAAUGAAUGAAACGUUGCAGAAAUGCGUAUCACGGUUUGACACAGAGCGCGAUCAUCCUGCGAAGCCGGUCUCCGAGUCCGGACUUAGUCGCGCUCUAGUCGCUGUCUGCCGGGUGAUCAAUCGCGCAGUGGCGAAGUUGCCAGGAGGCGGUGAGAUGAUUGUGUCUUUUCAGCUUCGACUUGACUGCCGCCCGCUGCUUGAGCAUCUCUCGGAUCUGACAAUGGCCACCGAUAUUGAGACUCUCGCGGGAGGGUACUUCAUCGAGGUCCUCCUGGCAAUCAUGUUGUACGGCGUUGCGAUCACACAAGCAUACGCGUAUUGGUGGGACUACCCAAACGACUCAAAGCGGUUACGGUGGACGAUUGUUAUCCCGAUCUUUGCCGCGAUGUACGAAUAUCUCAUCAUCGAUUUCAAUGACAUAGAAAAGAUACAAACUAUUGUGUGGUACGUUCUUAAUUCGGCGCAUUUGGAUACGGAAUUCAUUCGCCUGUGCAAAAGUCGCAUGCCGACUGCAUUAUCCGGGUUCAAGCUAGGCAGCUGGAAACUUUACCGAGACACAAAGAUGACGUAUCACAGACCGUAUGAUCAAGUGGAUCCAGAUGUUUGUUUCGCUGGCGACUGUUAUUACCUGCAUACGAUCACAUUCCUGGCAACGCUAAAUGCUCGUCAACGCUGGAGAAGUCGCCGGAGGUAUGGAGUUCACGAGAUUGUGUCUAUGGAGCUCUCUCCUAGAGUGACGAGCGCUCAGGCGCAAGGGAAUCAAGCAUCACAGAUCGAGAUAUUGACGAUGGUCUCCAAAGUGACCGACAACAUGCUCUACCAUGAACAUGGCGUCCCCAAGCCGCCUGUCUCGGGCAUCGUCAUAGAGCCAAGCAAAAAUCAGAUUCUGAAGGAUGAUGAUUGA